CGCCUCCCGCCAUGGAGCCCGCGGGCAGCAGCAUCCAGGUGCUGCUCCAGGCGGCCGAGUUCCUGGAGCACCGCCAGCCCCGGCACCCGCCCCCGCCCCCGCCCGGCCCCGAGCACGGCUACGCCGCUCUCUGCCCCGCGCCGCCGCGCCGCGCCGCGGGCAGCGUCAGGUCGGUGCACAACGCGCUGGAGAAGCACAGGAGAGCCCAGCUGCGCUGCUGCCUGGAGCGGCUGAAGCAGCAGGUACCGCUGGGCGUGGGGCCGACCCGUUCCACCACGCUGAGCCUCCUGCACCGUGCCCGGCUUCACAUCCAGAGGCUGGAGGAGCAGGAACUGAGGGCACGAAGGGCCAAGGACCGGCUGCGGGACCGGCAGCGGAGCCUGCAGCGGCGGCUGGAAUCGCUGCUCCUGCCCACGGAUGGGGAACGGGCCCGGGCUGACAGCCUGGACUCAUCCCAGCUCUCCGAGCCCUCCGAGGAAGGCUGGACCGGCCCUGCCACCGAGGCACUUCCCCACGCAGGGAGGAAGAUGAGGAAGAUGAGCCCGGCCUUCCUGACCCCAGCACGUCAGGGCACGUCCCACAGGGGAACCACAGGCACGUGACUGAGGCCGUGUUCCACCCCUCCUGCCUGCUCUCCACCCUUGCCCAGCCCUGCAAUCACUGCUGGCCUGAUCCACGCAGGAAGAGCAGGCUGUGCCAAGACACAGGGCAAAGGCAAGGGGUGAGGAUUUCACAGCCAGAUUAGUUCAAGCAACAACCUGCCCAGGCACUGGAGUGUUCCCAGUGCCACCUCUAACUCCAAGAGACCCAUCCCAGUCAGCCCCAGCCUGCCCUUGGUGCCCACCUUGCAUUUUUGCUAGCACAUAUUCAAAUCCCUUAGUGCUCUUGGUCACGUUGCUUUUGAACCUGGCCAGACCAAACUCCUGCAAGAGAAAAGUCAGUGCAGGUGCGAGCCCUGUCACACACACAGCCCCUGGGGCUUUGUCCUAGGCUUGAAAAAUCACAGUGACCUUCACAGUGAUGGUUCUGGGUGCUGAGGAUGGGGGGGAACAAUGGGAAAGGGUGUAAAACCAGCACGAGGAAAGGGUAAAGCAGGGGCAGGCAGCAGCUUUACUGCUUGAAAAAUCACAGUGGCCUUCACAGUGAUGGGUCUGGGUGCUGAGGAUGGGGGGGGAACAAUGGG
Passer domesticus (house sparrow) is the source of this 1183-nucleotide messenger RNA. It is a transcript of the gene MXD3, whose product is annotated as MAX dimerization protein 3. Bases 12 to 602 code for a protein of 196 amino acids. Gene Ontology annotation, biological process: regulation of transcription by RNA polymerase II. NCBI's taxonomy places the organism in Eukaryota, Metazoa, Chordata, Aves, Passeriformes, Passeridae. Gene Ontology annotation, molecular function: RNA polymerase II cis-regulatory region sequence-specific DNA binding; DNA-binding transcription factor activity, RNA polymerase II-specific; protein dimerization activity. The transcript has 5 exons. The record is from RefSeq and is a predicted model, not a curated record.